Scutellospora calospora is the source of this 594-nucleotide messenger RNA. The record is from the annotation of a GenBank genome assembly. NCBI's taxonomy places the organism in Eukaryota, Fungi, Glomeromycota, Glomeromycetes, Diversisporales, Gigasporaceae.
AUGUCGAUAAAAAAACAAAAACAUCAUAAAGAAAUAAUCAAAGAAAGAAAAUCAAUAUUUGAUUUUUCUGGAGAAUUUUCAAAUCUUUCUUUAGAUGAAAAGAAAAAAACGUACUUGUUAUUAGUUAAAUAUUUAUUGACUAAUAAUGAAAUUAAUAUCAAAAAAAUUGAAAAUAAUUUAUUAAUUGGAAAUUACAAAAAGAUUGAUAUAAAUGUUAAAUGUUUGUUUAAACAAGGUUGUUUUAUGAUCAUGGAAGAUGAAAUUAUAAAAUUCGAAAAAGAAGUAAAUGAAGAAAAAGUAAUUGGAUUUUUAGUUUCUAAUGUGUAUUUUUCUGAUCAAGCUAUUAAACGAGUUGGAAAUAAUGAUAAAAUUUAUUUAUGUCAUGAGAAUGAAUUAGUCAAUGACAUUAUAAUUGUUGAAAAAUUUAAAUGUGAUAAUUUAAAAGAUAUUAUCAAAGAUAAAGAUUUAAAAAGUAGUGAUUUAGAAACAAAAAAUCUAAUCGAAGAAUUAGAAUUUUUAAUUAGUUUUCAAAAUAGUUUAAUCGAACAUCAAGAAAAAUCAAUAAAAGAAUUAAAAUUGAGAAUUUUAUUCUAA